Haemorhous mexicanus (house finch) is the source of this 1020-nucleotide messenger RNA. Its product is annotated as serine/threonine-protein kinase pim-1-like. The coding region runs from base 1 to 978 and encodes 325 amino acids. Gene Ontology annotation, biological process: negative regulation of apoptotic process; protein autophosphorylation. NCBI's taxonomy places the organism in Eukaryota, Metazoa, Chordata, Aves, Passeriformes, Fringillidae. Gene Ontology annotation, cellular component: cytoplasm. Gene Ontology annotation, molecular function: protein serine/threonine kinase activity; ATP binding. The transcript has 6 exons. The record is from RefSeq and is a predicted model, not a curated record.
AUGAAUAGCAACCCUCCACAUGCCAAGGUCAGCCGGACCACCGAGCCGCCGCUGUCCCGCUGCAGGGAGCGAACGCCUGGGGAUGGCCGGCCCGGGGCGCUUGAGGGGCGCUCGGGGGCCGUUGCCGGCCCCGGGCCGAGCGCUGACAGCCGCGUCCCGCCGGCAGGGAAGGCGCAGCAGGGCCUGAAGGAGCAGUACCGGCUGGGCUCGCUGCUGGGGCGCGGCGGCUUCGGCAGCGUCUUCGCGGCCACGCGGCUCUCGGACGGUGCCCCGGUGGCCAUCAAAAGGGUGCCACGGGAGCGCGUCCGGCACUGGGGCGAGCUGCCCGACGGCACCAGCGCACCCCUGGAGAUCGUGCUGCUGGCCAAGGUGUCCACUGGCUUCCCUGGUGUGGUCCAGCUGCUGGAGUGGCUUGAGCUCCCCAACGAUGUCUUGAUGGUGCUGGAGCGCCCGGAGCGGUGUCAGGACCUGCAGCGUUUCAUUCGGGCACGGGGCUUCCUGCCCGAGGAGGUGGCGCGGGAGCUGUUCCGCCAGGUGCUGGAGGCCGUGCGGCACUGCACCAACUGUGGGGUCCUGCACAGGGACAUCAAACCAGAGAACAUCCUGGUAGACCUGGCCACCGGGCAGGCCAAAUUGAUUGACUUUGGCUGUGGCACCUACCUGCAGGACACAGCCUACACUCACUUUGCAGGAACACGGUCAUACAGCCCCCCGGAAUGGACCCACUUUGGCUGGUACUAUGGCAGGCCAGCUACCAUCUGGUCCCUGGGCAUCCUGCUGCACCAGAUGGUCUGUGGGGAGCACCCUUUCAGUAGGGGCCAGAACAUCAGCUGGGACCAUCAACUGUCGCUGCCACAAGGGCUCUCUCAAGAGUGCCAAGAUCUGAUCAGGCGGUGUUUAUCCAUGCUGGACUUGGACAGACCCUCAUUAGAAGAGCUGCUCUGUCAUCCUUGGAUGCAGGAUAUUCAUCUGCCCUAGAAGAAGGGAGAGAGCCACAGGCACACUGUGAUGCAGGGCCCU